Molecule: messenger RNA, 1832 nt
Organism: Populus euphratica (Euphrates poplar)
Lineage: Eukaryota; Viridiplantae; Streptophyta; Magnoliopsida; Malpighiales; Salicaceae
Product: D111/G-patch domain-containing protein
Exons: 4
Coding region: 76-876 (266 amino acids)
Cellular component (GO): kinetochore
Molecular function (GO): nucleic acid binding
Source: RefSeq, a predicted model, not a curated record
UGGGCCCAAAUUGGCCUAUAUAGUUCCUCUGAAAAAUUGUGCUUUGAGCUCUCUGUCACUGUGUAUCAACAAAGAAUGGGAGAAUCAACAGAGAAGCAAAGAGACAGUGAACCAAAACAGCAUGAAGAAGCAGAUGAAGAAGAUUACAUGGGAGACCUGUCUCAGUUUCUUCCUCCUGAAACAACAAACCCUGCAAAAUCCUCUGCCAAAAAGAGGAUCAACAAGGAAACACCAACUUUUCAAUCAUUCAAUAAGAAGUCGAAAAACAUUAGCUGGCAAGAACAACGAAGACUUGAAAGGGAGAAAAAGCAACAAGAGGAGGAUGAGCAAACCAUGGCAAGAAUAGAAGCUCCAAUUCCUCCAUCCAACAUUGGGUUUAAGUUGUUAAAGCAAAUGGGUUACACCCCUGGUUCAGCCCUUGGUAAGGAGGGUUCAGGAAGAGCUGAGCCAGUGGGGAUUCAGAUUCGGCGGACACGAAUAGGGAUUGGAAGAGAGGAACCGCAUAAGGAGAAGAGGAAGAGAGAAGAGAUUGAGGCAGAAAGGAACAGAAUGAAGGAGAGGGAUUUAAUGGAAGAGUUUGGGUCAAGGCAAAAGUCUCAAUGGCGAAGUCGGAGAGUUGUAGUAAAUUUUAUGAAAGCAAAAGCAGCUCUUGAUCAAUUGGAGAACAAAGAAGUUGUGGAACCAAAGAAGAAUGAAGAUGAAGAAGAUGCUGAGCAGGAUGAGGAGGAAGAGGAAGAGAUAACAGAAGAGGAUUUGCAAGAACUGUUGAUGAAACUGAGAGAUGAAUAUCAAUACUGUCCGUUUUGUGGCUUUCAGUAUGAAACAGUGGAAGCCCUCCUAUCCAACUGCCCUGGAAUAAACGAAGACGACCACUAGAUGUUGCUAGUGCAAGAGGCACUAAUGCAAACUUGUUCAACAUCUGCAAGUUGCACUUUGCAUAUUGCUCUUGCACGUGAGCUUGCUCACAAUCGAGUGAGUUUGGUAUAAUUCUUUUUCAUUUUCACAAAUGGUUGUCCUUUUCGGUCAUAUGUGAUGGUGCUUUUUGGUGAGGAUCGAGUCAAAAAGGGAAGGCUCCUAAUCAUUCAAAUGUAUUAUUUAAAUGUUGCUGGGAAUGAGAUCUAUGGUCAUCAAUAUCAACCAUUCUUCAUAGACUGGAUCACUAUUUACUAAUUUAUGCGAGAAGCAGGAGUGUUUGUGCAUGUAAGAGGAUUUUAAACACCAUCCAGUUAAUUGGAUAUGCAUGUUUACACUUUCGGCAUUUCGGUGCCAAUUUUCAGCUAAAUCAAGACACAUGUCCAAGAUAGAAAUCACAAGUAUUAGUUCUCUUACCUGUGUAACAUGUUUGUAUAAUAUCUUGUGUAUGCUUUAGUCAGAUUGAGACAGUCAUCAUAUGUUGAAGUAUCUUUUAAAUUGGAAGUCCAUUAAUCCUGGGACACAAUUUCAGUGGUUGACAUGUCAUGUUGCAAGUGGUGAACAAGAUAAAGGGAUAGCGUGUCCGCUUUGCACGCGAUUGGGGGCUGCCCCUAUAUAAAGGCCACGUUGCAGACAUUGAUUGGCUGCCUUCCUCCUCUCCGACGAGGCAAAUUCCAAGGAGCUGGAUAUGCUUAGCCAUGGAUGAUCUCAAGAGUGGACUAAUAGAGACGUGGGAGGGACAUGGAUAUCCCGUGAGAAGCUUGUUGAGUUAGAGCUGUGCAAUUCGCUACCUUAGAGACUCAAAUAGCGUAGCCAUAUGCUAGCCAGGGAGGCCCAGUCCUCAACUACGGAUAGACGGGGUCCUCCAUUUGUGUUAUCCUCCUUUUCUCCCUGUGGGUAAUUCAUUGUAAUUUUUUCAA